Molecule: messenger RNA, 801 nt
Organism: Thalassophryne amazonica
Lineage: Eukaryota; Metazoa; Chordata; Actinopteri; Batrachoidiformes; Batrachoididae
Gene: adisspb
Product: chromosome 23 C20orf27 homolog
Exons: 6
Coding region: 163-687 (174 amino acids)
Source: RefSeq, a predicted model, not a curated record
AGGGAGCGGGUUUUUUUUUGUUGCUGCUCUUUCAGAUCGUGACAAAUAAAUGCACAAUUUUCCACUUGUGUUGAAUUAAAGAAGGAUUUUCAGGGUCUUAGCUGGGGUGCUAAGGCUGUGAUGGUGGACCAGUUCCUGUGACAGUGGACCAAUUUCUGUGAUAUGGCCACAGCUAAGAAGGGUUGUACAAAGUCCAGAGGCCUGCGCUUCUCAGCGGAACCCCCCGAGAAUGAAGUCCCAUCACAUGUUCACUUUGAUGACAAGCUGCAUGACUCUGUUGUCAUGGUGACGCAAGAGGAUGACGGCAACUUCAUGGUCAAGGUCGGGUUCCUGAAGACGCAACACCGCUACGAGAUCGUUUUCACCCUGCCUGAGGUCCCAGCCCUGGGGAGGGCUGUGUGUCCAGCACCGAUACCCAGUCCACACCUCCGGAUCACCAACAUCACGCCUGAGCCCAACGGCGCUCUAAAGGUAACGUGCGAGUACAUGGCGCAGCAGGAAGGAGUUCUGUGUGAGGAGGCGCUCCUGCUGAGCGAGACCAACGAGGAAGUCUGCGUCAGGGUCAAAGUUCACGCCAGAGUCAUGGAUCGCCACCAGGGGACGCCCAUGCUGCUGGAUGGAGUUCGCUGCAUUGGGGUGGAUCUGGAGUACGACUCCGAGCACAGCGACUGGCAAGGCUUCGACUAAAAGUGACACUCGCGCUCCCGUUACCGACACGCAAGCGUGAAUCUUCAGAGUAGAAAUGGAUGAAGGCCCCAACGACAACAUUCCUCUGCUUUCUUCUUCAUCACAUUUUCUUCA